Molecule: messenger RNA, 695 nt
Organism: Lontra canadensis (Northern American river otter)
Lineage: Eukaryota; Metazoa; Chordata; Mammalia; Carnivora; Mustelidae
Gene: SELENOH
Product: selenoprotein H
Exons: 4
Cellular component (GO): Golgi apparatus
Source: RefSeq, a predicted model, not a curated record
GUCUCGGCGGCGGGCUUCUGGGCCUGUGGUUUGGACCUCGGAGCGGUGUUGGCCGGACCCCUAUUCGCGCCCAGGUCGGCUCGGCUCCCGGCAGGGCUCCGGGCGCCAUGGCUUCUCGUGGGAGAAAGCGGAAGGCCGAGGUGGCGGUGGUAGCGGCGGCUGCGAAACAGGAGAGGCCGGCGAAGGCAGCGGAGGCGACCGUCGUGAUCGAGCAUUGCACGAGCUGACGCGUCUACGGGCGCAACGCCGCGGCCCUGAGCCAGGCGCUGCGCCUGGAGACCCCGGAGCUUCCGGUGGAGGUGAACCCUGCCAAGCCCCGGAGGGGCAGCUUCGAGGUGACGCUGCUGCGCCCAGAUGGCAGCAGUGUGGAGCUCUGGACUGGGAUUAAGAAGGGGCCCCCACGCAAACUGAAGUUCCCGGAGCCUCAAGAGGUGGUGAAGGAGCUGAAGAAGCACCUUUCGUAGGGUGUUUGGAUUGAAGUCCUCAACGCUGAGCUUCCUGUCUCUGGUGAUGUUGGAGCAUUUAUGAUGGAACAUGGCCAAACUUUAGUCAUGUACCUGAAGUCGUGGUUUCUUCCCCUCCAGAAAGGAUGGUUCACUUGUGAGGCAACCUGCUAGUAAGGCAUUGAACAGUUGGAUUUGGUUCAAUAAAAGUUGAAAUAAAGUGUUUGAAUAAUAAAGUAAAACUUAAUCUUA